AUGGAAUCUGGCUCACACAGAUUGCCUAAUUUAGCCGGUAUGUCCGAAAUUUACACACUGGAUGCAGCAUUUGAUUUAUCAAAUACUACUUUCACUCCAAAAUCAUCCUACUUUUCACUCCCCAGAUUCAACCUUUUUACACAUCUCUCUCUCUCUCUCUCUAAAUCUGCAAAACAAACAGUCCCUACCAAAUCCUUCGCUUUCCCUGCUAACAUCUCCUCCCUCAUCUUGCCCCAUUCUUCUUCCCCGAAGUCAAGCUCUCACAAGCUUGUUGCUCUCUCGAUCGCCGCCGUCGUCUCCGCACUCGUUGUUCUCGCCAUUGCCGUCUUCUUCUACCGGCGGAGGCGCAGCCGGAGGAGCGACCUCUCUGAAGACAAGACUUUCAGAUCGGAGAACAGCAGUAGGUUGUUUCCGGCCAGCAAUGCUGAGAGGACUAACACUAGGGCGCAGAAGCUGCGGACUGGCUCCGCCGCGAGUUCCGAGUUUCUCUACCUGGGGACUCUGGUCGAUUCGCGGAGGAUCGACGAAGGAGUCAAUCCGAGCAGUAAUGGCGAACGCGAAGACCGGUUUGACGCUCGGAAAAUGGAGUCGCCGGAGCUUCAUCCGCUUCCGCCGCUUGCUCGGCAGAAUUUGGGGCUUAACAGUGGCAACAACGGUACUGAAGUGAAUUCCACUGCCGACGACGAAGAGGAAGAGUUUUACUCUCCGAGAGGGUCUUUGGGCGGACGAGAUAGCUCAAUUGGCACUGGAUCGGGUUCGAGGAGAGCUUUCGCCGCCGUGGCCGGCGAAAAUUUCAAGGGAAGGAACAGUGGUUCUAGUGAAGCUUCGCGCACAUCGUCUUGUUCAGCUUCGCCUGAUCGUUCGCACUCGAUUAGCUACUCUCCGCCUGUGUGUUCUAGUCCCAAAAGAGCAGAAUUCAAGUCUUCCGUGUCUUCAGAUUUACAGGCUCCACCACCACCACCACCACCACAACCACAAAUGGCUAAUGAAAAGACCGUAAUUUCACCCUUUUCUUCUCCUGGGAAAGUUUCAGAGAAGAAUUCAGUUGUUUCACCACGGAUUUCCAAUGUUUCCCAUGAAAAUGUACGGUCUCCUUCGUUAUCUCCGCUUUCUUCUUCGCCAGAUAGAGCUCUGAAAGGAUACACAGGUACAUUUGAUGGAUUUAGGCCAUCUCCUUUACAGUCUUCGGCGUCGUCCUCACCGGAGAGAGGUUUGGAGAAGAUUCCAGAAGCAUCGCUUACAAAGCAAUCUCCCUCUUUGUCAUCUUCAUCGUCGUCAGAGAGAGCUCUCCAGGGACACAGCGAAGUAUCUCCUAGAACAUCAAAUGCUUCCGAAAGGAAGUGGCAGGUUUUUUCGCCGUCUCCACCUUCUCGCUCGCCGGAGCGAGAUUCGCCGAAAAACUCAGAUGCAAAAUCAAUCAUUUCGAAUGAUUCUGUUGGAUUUUCGUUUGGUUUGGAUCCUCAAAGGGGAUCCCUUUCUACAUCUUCGUCCCCGGAGAGAGGUGUGGAGAAGAAUCGCGAUUCAGCAUCGACGGCGUCGGUUGCUUCGGAUCGAAAACGGCUGUCUCCUUCACCGUCUUUAUCUUCUUCCUCGUCAUCAGACAUAGUUCUAGACGAAUAUGCAGAUAAUUCUCCGACAGUACCAAACGCUUCCGAUCAGAAAACGCAGUUUCUUUCGCCGCUUUCUUCUCCCUUGUCCCCAGCGAGAGAUUUAGCCAAGAACCUAGAUAUAUCACCAAGAAUUUCAAACGCUUCAGACGAAUCACUUUAUGAUUUGGAUCCAAAAAGGCGGUCUCUUUCUUCAUCUCCGGCCACUUUCUCACCAGAGAGAGAUUUCCAUAAUAAUUCAGAUGCAUCACCAAGAACAUCCAAUGAUUCUGAUCAAAGUGCAGAGUCUCCAGUGAGAACCAGCACCAGCAGUGCCACAAAGCAGCCUCUUGGUGUUCCCCCGCCACCACCCUUACCGCCACCGCCACCGCUCUCAUUCAGACAAUGGGAUGUUCCAACUCUGGCGACACCCACUGGCCCGCCGCCCCUCUCUAAGCCUCCUGCUCUUAUUCCACCUUCAAGGCCUUUUGUGUUGCAAAAUCCAGCAAAUGUUUCUGUUUCUCCAAUGCAGUUGCCACCCAUAUCUAACUCUGUGGAGAAGGUAGAGGAGACUCCAAAACCAAAGUUAAAGCCUUUACAUUGGGAUAAAGUUAGAGCCAGCUCUGAUCGCGAGAUGGUGUGGGAUCAGCUAAGAUCGAGCUCAUUUAAGUUGAAUGAAGAAAUGAUCGAAACAUUGUUCGUUGUAAACAACCCUAACUUAAAACCGAAGGAAACAACUCCACGCUCGGUUAUUCCAUCGCCAAAUGUAGAGAAUAGAGUACUUGAUCCCAAAAAGUCACAAAAUAUUGCAAUUUCGUUAAGGGCGCUCAAUGUAACUAUAGAGGAAGUAUGUGAAGCCCUUUUAGAAGGUAUAGCCCCCACUUCUUUUGGCUACACGUUUGAACGUGCCUUUUUGUUGUUCUCCCUUUUUAAAGUUUCAUUGUUAAAUAACUGCCUCGAUUUGGUUGCGGUGUUUGCGG
This is a messenger RNA of Morus notabilis, 2566 nucleotides long. Its product is annotated as formin-like protein 1. The transcript has 3 exons. NCBI's taxonomy places the organism in Eukaryota, Viridiplantae, Streptophyta, Magnoliopsida, Rosales, Moraceae. Gene Ontology annotation, biological process: actin nucleation; actin cytoskeleton organization. The annotation marks the transcript as partial. The record is from RefSeq and is a predicted model, not a curated record. Gene Ontology annotation, molecular function: actin filament binding.